Molecule: messenger RNA, 2573 nt
Organism: Dendroctonus ponderosae (mountain pine beetle)
Lineage: Eukaryota; Metazoa; Arthropoda; Insecta; Coleoptera; Curculionidae
Product: importin subunit alpha-3
Exons: 8
Coding region: 245-1795 (516 amino acids)
Biological process (GO): NLS-bearing protein import into nucleus
Cellular component (GO): nucleoplasm; nucleus; cytoplasm
Molecular function (GO): protein binding; nuclear import signal receptor activity
Source: RefSeq, a predicted model, not a curated record
AGACACAAAAAAAAACACAUGGUAUGUGCCAGUAGACGCAUCCAGGCACUUGAUCGCCAUCAAAGAACUGCAAUCAAUUUGCUAUUAUGAAUCAUGAGGUUGUGUUGAUCGGGUAAAAAGCCGUUUAUCCAGUCGUAGAAUAUUCCCAAGUCCUGUAAAUAGCUGCUAAACCAUCGCAUUUAGUAUCGGGACGCGUUCAAGCGCCGGCUUUUACCUCGUGUUUUAGUUGUCAAAUUUCCGAAAAAUGGCGGACCUGAGUAACAAGAGUCGUCUACAAAACUUCAAGAACAAAGGCAAAGAUCAAGAUGAAAUGCGAAGGCGGCGCAACGAAGUUACCAUCGAACUUCGGAAAAACAAACGGGAAGAAACGCUACAGAAGCGUCGCAACGUGCCACUGAUCGACUCGACUGACGAAGAUGAUGUCGACAAGAAUCUUUCCAACAUAAAUUUGGAGCAAUUGGUGGCCCAAGCUGCGGGAGCAGACAACCCGAACAUCCAAUUGGUCGCUGUUCAAUCCGCAAGGAAGUUGCUAUCUUCCGAUCGAAACCCUCCAAUAGAUGCGCUGAUCCAAAGCGGAAUUUUGCCGAUUUUAGUCACAUGUUUAGAACGACACGACAACCCGCCCUUGCAAUUCGAGGCUGCAUGGGCCUUAACAAACAUUGCCUCCGGCACAUCGGCUCAAACGAAUAAAGUGGUUGCAUCCGGAGCGGUUCCUCUGUUCCUUAUGCUGCUGCAUUCUCCUCAUCAGAACGUGUGCGAACAAGCAGUAUGGGCUUUGGGGAACAUAAUUGGAGAUGGGCCAGUUUUACGAGACUAUGUUAUUGAAUUGGGCGUUGUUCAACCGCUUUUGUCCUUUAUAAAGCCCGAAAUUCCCAUCUCAUUUCUCAGAAAUGUUACGUGGGUGAUUGUCAAUCUAUGUAGGAAUAAAGACCCUGCGCCUCCAAUCCGCACCAUCGAAGAGCUGUUGCCAGCGCUCAGCGCAUUGAUACAUCACUCGGAUGUAAAUAUUUUAGUGGACACGGUGUGGGCUUUGAGCUAUUUGACUGAUGGUGGUAAUGAGCAGAUCCAGAUGGUCAUAGACAGUGGGGUUGUGCCCAAGCUGAUUCCCCUCUUGAGCCACCGAGAAGUGAAAGUUCAAACUGCCGCUUUGAGGGCAGUCGGCAAUAUUGUGACAGGCACUGAUGACCAAACGCAGGUGGUUUUGAAUUGCGAUGCCCUCUCUCACUUCCCUGCCUUGUUAACCCACCCGAAAGACAAGAUUUGCAAAGAAGCUGUGUGGUUUUUGUCCAAUAUCACUGCCGGCAAUCAACGUCAAGUUCAAGCCGUUAUAAAUGCCGGGCUUCUGCCUAAAAUCAUCUAUAACCUCAGCAAAGGCGACUUUCAGACUCAGAAGGAGGCAGCGUGGGCCAUUUCGAAUUUAACUAUUGGCGGCAACAAGGAGCAGGUUGGUCGAUUGAUUCAAGACGGCGUCAUACCGCCUUUCUGCGAUUUGCUCAACUGUAAAGAUGCUACAGUCAUUCAAGUUGUUUUGGACGGCAUAAACAACAUGCUUAAAAUGGCCGGACCUCAAGUAGAACAACUUUGCGCCAUGAUAGAGGAAUGUAGCGGCUUGGAUAAAAUCGAAGCGCUCCAGAGCCAUGACAAUGUCGACAUUUACAAGUUGGCCUAUGAAAUAAUUGAGCAAUAUUUCAGCGGCGAUGCUGAAGAUGAUCCGAGUUUGGUGCCAAGUGCAGCCGAUGGUGAAUUCAACUUUGAUCCGAACACGAACGUGCCCAAUGAGGGCUUUAAGUUUUGAUCGGUUGGAUUAGGCAACUCUUGCUUGACUACGACUCUUCCGCUUUUCUUGUUUGGUUUUGAAACAUACUAGAACACGUCAUGUACGUUCAUUUCAACAUGUACAUAUAUUUCGGGGCAAUUAAUUUAAUGCGAGAUCUCAUGAGUUUGACUAGCGAAAUUUCCUUUGAAUGCUUUUAGAAGUUUCAUUCAGUUUCGUAUUAAUUGAACGCAAACGCGCGGCCAUUGAUUGUAUAUAGGCCGUUGUUUUUUUCUUACUAUUUGACGUGAACGUACAUUGCAUUGAAAAGGACGGGAAUGAGGCUUGGCUGAUUGGCAGAAAAUAAUUUUCAAUUGUAAUUAAUAAUGACAAUUUUCUUAUUUGAUUUCGCUGUAAGUGCUUUAUAUCUAGAGCUAAUCAAUAAUAAAACGGUCAUAUCGGACGAUAAUAUUGUUCUCAAUUAACCUUUCACUAAAUAAUAUGUUGGAAAUCCUAGCGACUCGUCCUCCUUCUGUCUCCAGUUCUGUUCUAUUUAUGUGCACUACAUCUACAGGGUGGUUUCUUAAUGUUGCAAAACAUUUUUAUUAAAUUCGAAAUGAUGGGUAAGUUUUUUUUGAUUUUAACGAUUUUUUGUUGCAAUAUUUCCCAAGCGCCCUGUACAUUUAUUUCAGUUAUUUUUACCAUAAUUUUAGUUAAUGCGAUACCGAGCCCUUGAGGUAUCUUUAUUAGGAUCUGUCAAUAUAUUUAUGAUAUAUAUACUUAGAUUUAUCUUUAGCCAACAAUAAAAAAAUUCGUACUA